This is a messenger RNA of Alternaria atra, 3237 nucleotides long. RefSeq lists its product as uncharacterized. Lineage: Eukaryota; Fungi; Ascomycota; Dothideomycetes; Pleosporales; Pleosporaceae. The transcript is spliced from 2 exons. Bases 1 to 3237 code for a protein of 1078 amino acids. The record is from RefSeq and is a predicted model, not a curated record.
AUGGCGUCAACCGCGACGGGUCGGAAUGUUGUGGACAAGGAAGAGGCGGGUUCUACGAACACAGCAACGGAGUCACCAAUUGGAGCGCAGGAACAAUCAGAUGGAUAUCAACAAGAUGCGACACUUACGGAGGACAAGAAAGAUGGGGACAAGAAGACGAAGAAGCCAUCAAAACUCAAAGCAUCCUGGGAUAAACUCGGUCUGGAUGUGCCUACGCUCAUGAUGAUGGGCAAAGCCGCGCUACCCCCAACAAUUGCUUUGGCCAUGUACCAGGCGACGGAUGUUGCGCAAACGUUCACCACGCUGGGCUACCUAACAGCUAUCAUUAGUAUCCUCGGAUUCUGUAUCAUGCCGCGUGCAAAGUUCAUCCAGACGAUGAUGAUGAAUAUAUUGGCGACAUGUGUUGGUUCAGCCCUUGCCAUGCUCAUGGUCUGGACAGGAGUAAAAGCUCGACAACACACGACUACACCUGGAGCGCCACCACAACGUUAUAACCCCUCGCAGUCGGUAGUUCUGGGAGUAUGGCUCUUCUUCCAGAUUUAUGCCAUCAACGCGAUGAAGGCGAAGUUCCCGCAACUGGCUUUUCCAACGAUCAUAUAUGCCAUUCAAGUCAAUGUUGCAGCGACGAACGGCUUUCUGUUUCAAACAGUACCGCAAUGCGAGGCCUUCAUCCGAAGACUCCUUGAGGCCUUCUUGACUGGAUUCGCGAUCGCGACGGGAGUGAGCUUGUUCAUUAUUCCUGUUACAUCACGCAAGGUGGUGAUGAAGGAGGUGGCAGGGUACAUCGGCUUGCUGCGCGGAGCACUUGGCGCGCACAAGGGCUACAUUCACAGCUUGGAAACAAGUGAUAUGUUUGGGGAGAAGUACACACCAGAGGAUGGAGACGGCAAGAAGAAGGUCAAAGUCAGGCCCGAAGUAGAGGCUAUCAAGAAGAUGACUGGAGCACUGCAAGCAUUGCACGGAAAGCUCACUGCGGACCUGCCAUUUGCGAAACGCGAAAUUGCUUAUGGAAAAUUAACACCAGAUGACCUUGAGGCCAUGUUCAAAAAUUUGAGGUCGAUCAUGCUCCCUAUAUUGGGUCUUGGUUCGGUUAUGGAUCUUUUUGAGCGUGCAGCUGAAAUCAACCACUGGGACGGACAAGAGGACGAACACGACGAGGAGCUCCGCAGACAAACCGUUCAGGAAUGGAACAAUAUGUUUCAAUUUGUCCAUGAACCUUUCAACAACAUCUUCCAGGCUCUCGACGAUGGACUUGCACACGUAAUGUUGAAGUUACAGCUCGUCAAGCCACCCAAAAAGAAGAAGGGUCAAAACCAGAACGAUACUGAAGCGAAGGGCGACGCCAUCAAACCAGGAGAAGCGGGCUUCGCAGAAUAUAUGCAGAAGCAAGCCGAUGCCUUCUUUAGCAGGAAGGAACCUACCCUGCGCCAUUGGGUCGAAACCAAGGGCAUCAAGCUUCGCGAUGAUUACUUCUCGUCGCCGUCAGCACUUGAUGAAGAAACUCUAAAGCUUAUGCCCAGCAUCACCACGCGAAAACGGGAUCAACGUCAGCUCUUCAUGGUACUCUACGUCAUGUUUCUCUUGAGCUCGAUCAGUCGCUCAGUAAUCGAGUUUGUCAAAUUCGCGGACGAGCAUGAUCAAGCAACUGCAAAAAGCAAGUUCAUAUGGCCUGGUGGACGGCGUUUCAAGAAAUGGGCGAAGAGCAUAUUCCAGAGUCAGGACUCCAACUCCGAAGACGAAACAACGGUUGCAGGAUUCGACAGGAGCAGCACGACUGUUUACAUGGGCGAAGCGUAUAAACAGAAGAAAGAUCCCGAACAUCUGCCACCUGCAAACGCGUGGGAAAAGUUUGGCAAUGGCAUUCGUGGCGUCUCACGUUUCUUACGAAGUUCCGAAUCAGCUUUUGGUUUCCGCGCCGCGUGUGCAACACUGAGUAUCGCUGUCAUCGCCUUUCUUCGCCCAACGCAACAGUUCUUCGUCGAACAACGCUUGGUCUGGGCGCUUAUUAUGGUCGCCAUAUCUAUGACUCCAACAGCCGGUCAAUCAAUCUUUCAAUUCAUACUCAGGAUCGCUGGUACUGCAGUCGCAAUGGUAGUAGCCUGGCUCAUAUGGUACAUCCCUGGACAGAAAACUCCAGGUAUCCUGGUACUCCUUUGGUUCUUCGUCGCAAUCGGCUUCUACAUUCCAUUGAAGCGUAUGGAUCUGGUCAUUGUUGGCAUGAUCAGUGUGGUUACUGUUACGAUGAUCGUCGGUUACGAACUCCAAGUUCGCAAGAUUGGAGAACGGGCUGCAACAGCAACAACAGGCCAACCGGCAUACCCGAUUUACGAACUCGGACCCUACCGUCUCGCCACCGUCUGCGGUGGUCUAGCUGUCGCCUUCUUCUGGACCAUUUUUCCUUACCCUAUCACCGAACACUCUGCACUCCGUCAGAAACUCGGUGGCGCUUUGUACCUCUCUGCAAACAUGUAUUCCAUCAUGCACGAGCAGGUCAUGGGUCGCAUCCGUGGCGAACUGGGAGGCGAUGAGGAAAGCGACAAAGAAAGUCCAGGCUACCAGCUCGUCAAAGCCCGGAAUAAGGUCUUCGCCAAACAGAUGCUCACCCUACAAGGACUGAAGAUGCACGCCGGAUUUGUAAAAUGGGAGUUCCCCCUCGGAGGCAAGUUCCCUAAGGAAGAGUACGAAAAGAUCAUUGGUUAUGUCGAAAAUAUCGUAAACUACACCGCCCUCCUAGGCUAUGCCUCCCAGGCCUUCACCCACCCCUCGCUCAACCGCCAAUCCGCUGACCCAACCUCCCCCUCAACAUCCGAAGCCGCCUUUUCCGAUCACCACUCCGCCCAAUGGUUCAACGACUUCCGGCGCGUAAUCCUCUCCGCAAAAGUUACCUCCCACGAAAUAACAUCCUUACUCGCUAUGCUCUCCUCCAGCAUCACAAACGGACAACCCCUCCCUCCAUACCUCCACGCCCCACCGGGUGCCCAACUAUCCCGCAAACUGGAGAUGGUGGACCCCGAGAUUUUGAGCCUAAGACAUAUCGCAGAACCGGGGUAUGCGGCGUUUGCGGUCAUGAGCAUAAGUACGAGGUGUAUACAUAUGGAUAUUGAGCGGUUGUUAAAAGCGGUGAAGGGGUUGGUUGGGGAGUUGGACUUUUCGUUCCAUGUGGUGAGUACCAAGGGGGCCGAGGCAGGGAGUUCAGAGGAGACGCUUGUUAAGAAGAUGUCGAGGAAGCAGGAUUAG